AAGAGGGUCCCGUUAAGGAAGAGAACAUCUGUAGAGCGUCAGAAGAAAGAAGCACGUUUCGUCUUUUGUUGAAAACAAAAACCAGAAUAAAGUGAAAUUCUGUAUAAGAUUCACCUGAAUCUCAAGAACAACGAUCAUAUAACAUCGCAUCAUGCCGCUGGUGGUCUUGCAGCCUUCCCGUCUCAUGUGGACACGUCUGGCGGCUUUAGUGUUCACCUGCGUGGCGUUUAGUGUGGCCUCUCACGGAGGCAACCUACCUGACGGCAUGGGCGACUGGUGUGUGUUCUGCUGGGCUUUCAGCUUUGCUGGCACCCUCCUCGUGUUGCUUGUUGAGCUUUUGGGUCUACAGUCUCGUGCACCUGUGUCCUGGACCAAUUUCCCUAUUACCUUUGCUUGCUAUGCUGCACUCUUUUGCCUGUCUGCCUCCAUCAUCUUCCCCCUCUACUUCGUCAAAGGCAGUCUGAAUAAAGAGAUGCGGGACCACAGAAUCGCCUCGACUGUGUUUUCUUGUCUAGCCACCUUGGCUUACAAUGUGGAGGUGAGCCUGGUACGGGCACGACCAGGUGAGGUGGCUGGGUACAUGGCAACAGUACCAGGCCUGCUGAAAGUGUGUGAAACCUUCGUGGCCAGUGUAAUAUUUGUGUUUAUUAGUGACCCUGUUUCAUAUAACAGUCACCCUGCUCUGAAGUGGUGCAUGGCUGUGUACUGCAUUUGUUUCGUGAUAUCAGCUGCCAUUGUGGUAUUAUGUGUUGGGGAAUGCACAGGGUGCCUCCCUUUUCCGUUUGCACGUUUUCUUUCUGCCUAUGCUCUAUUGGCUGUUGCCAUGUAUCUAACUGCCACUAUUAUCUGGCCAGUGUUUAAGUUUGAUAACAGUCAUUCUGGAAUAUCUAGCCGACCAGACUCUUGCCGUAGCACAUUUGGGCUGUGCUACUGGGAUAAAUGGGUCGCCGUGGCUGUUCUCACGGCUCUCAACUUCCUGAUCUACCUGGCGGAUCUGACAUAUUCUGCCCGACUUGUGUUUGUCACUGCAUGAGAGACAGAUAUCUGAAGAACAACCGUUGUCAUCUUUUUACUGAGAUUGACGUAUUUAAAGCCAAAGAUUCAUGGACUGUACUGAAUUGACUUCAGGUUCAUAAGCCUUUCUCUCAAGUGUCAAGAAAACAAGAGGAGGAAAAUAAUUAGUAAAUAAGAUUAAUAAGUAUUCAUUUAAUGUGAUUUUUAGAUAUGAGAUAUUAUUGAUAUUAACUUACUGUGUCAUUUCUCAUCAUGAAGCCUUAUGACAAAGUACUUGUGUUAAACUACUGUACAUUUCUUUCUGUAUUAAGUAACUUGAAGUUUCAAAUUUGUAAAACGCUUUACUGUUGACGAAUGACCUCAUAGUAAAAAAAAAGAAUAGAAAAUAUUUCAAAAGGUUUUUCAUCCAAAAACCGGUAAGAUUUUCUUUUAUGUUAGCAUUGCACACAAAGAACACAAAUAAAGAUGUAUAUGCUGUUACAUCCA
This is a messenger RNA of Triplophysa dalaica, 1500 nucleotides long. It is a transcript of the gene myadma, whose product is annotated as myeloid associated differentiation marker a. The record is from RefSeq and is a predicted model, not a curated record. Lineage: Eukaryota; Metazoa; Chordata; Actinopteri; Cypriniformes; Nemacheilidae. Bases 152 to 1033 code for a protein of 293 amino acids. The transcript has 2 exons. Gene Ontology annotation, cellular component: membrane.